Molecule: messenger RNA, 1392 nt
Organism: Cuscuta europaea
Lineage: Eukaryota; Viridiplantae; Streptophyta; Magnoliopsida; Solanales; Convolvulaceae
Source: the annotation of a GenBank genome assembly
UUCAUUAUUGUUGUUUUUUGUUUUAGAUAGGAAGACUAUCCCCUUGAGCUAUGGUCCAGACUCUGAAGGAAGGACUGCCAAAAUUUUAUCUAUAACUACUGCCGAACGGACCUUUGGGAAUCUAGUGGUUGAUAAUGAAGGUAUGUCUCCCACCCCUGACCAUUCUCGGUCCGUUGGAUUAAGGCGUUCUCGUCGUAAUAUUCAGAAUGUCCCUGACGGUGUCCAAGGUUCACGCGCGGUCUCUGUAGACGAUUCAGACCAUGAAUCAGAAGCAUCGAGGGGUGGAGGUGAAAAUGCAAGUGCUUUUGUUCCUCUUCAAAUGGUGUUUCCCGUUGCUGUUUCUUCGUCUAACACACGGCUGAUGCCUUCUGAUUAUGACCUCCUUAACAUGGUUUCAAGAAAAAAGAUGGUUCCAUCUAAGUUGGCCUCUGGCUGUUCCAAAACUCCACAUUGCCCGAAUACUGAGAUGAAAUCUGCUCCUCCUCUUCCAGUGAGUGUUGCCGCCAAUCCUGACUCUGGCGUGAAGAUGAACGCCUCUUUCUCUCGUGACUUUUGCUGUUUGAAGGAUGCUUUUGUGAUGGGAAGUGAAAUGCCUCAAGUUCUGCUUUCCUCCUCAUCUGUUGUAUUUUCGGAUGUGUCUUCAGCUGGCCUGGAAUUGGCUUCCUCGGCUUUUGCUUUCCAAGUACCUUGUCGCUUCAUAAAUGCUCGGUAUUUGUACAAAUUUAAUCCUUCUUUUGACGAGAAAAAAUUUGUUUUAAACUGGCAGAGUGUUCAAGCUAGCCUGGUUGCUGCAGAAAGGUUGGUUCUGUUGGAAAAGGUUGUGGACGAAUUAAAAAGAAAGGAGAAAAGUUCUCAAGCUCGUGCUGAUGUUGAUGCUCGAAUGAUCCAAAGCCUUCGUGGUGACAAUUCGACUUUAACAAAUCAAAUUUCGACUCUAAAAACCCGUAUCAAGUUGUUGGAGGCAUAUGGGAGGAAAAAGAAGCAAGAAGUUACUGACGCGGCCUGUUUUUAUGCUUGGAAAACCAGGGGUGAACUGAUGGCUUCAUUCCUCGCAGGUGAGACGUCAAGCUGGACUGCGGAACAGGAUGUUGCUACCUGGUUAAAGCUUCAAGAUGAGAUGGAUCCCCCGAUUGGGGAAGAUGGUUUUGACGUAGGCCAGUCCGAUAAUGAAGCUGAAUCCAGACGCUCCUAAGAUAACUAACUGCAUCCUUUCCCUUCUACUCUCUUGACUUCAAACAUUUUUUUGCUUCCAAGACUUACUCUGCUAUUACUGCCCUUGCAUCAUGGUUUCCUGUCAGGAAUUUUAAUGUUUUCCUGAGAAUUCAUGGAUUUUGUGCUUGGUGGUUUAUCCAAGCGAAAUCCAUGUUGUUUGGUGAUUCCGUUGCUAUUCCC